Didymosphaeria variabile is the source of this 1473-nucleotide messenger RNA. RefSeq lists its product as uncharacterized. The transcript has a single exon. Lineage: Eukaryota; Fungi; Ascomycota; Dothideomycetes; Pleosporales; Didymosphaeriaceae. Gene Ontology annotation, cellular component: intracellular membrane-bounded organelle; cytosol; membrane. The coding region runs from base 1 to 1473 and encodes 490 amino acids. The record is from RefSeq and is a predicted model, not a curated record. Gene Ontology annotation, biological process: maintenance of cell polarity; piecemeal microautophagy of the nucleus; endocytosis. Gene Ontology annotation, molecular function: oxysterol binding.
AUGUCGAAUUCCAUCGCAUCAAACAGGUCCACGUUGAAAGAAUUUUUGGCUUCCAUAGCGACCAUACAAGGCGACCUCAGCAAUAUCACAGCACCUCCAUUCGUUUUAGGCGAAUUCUCCACUGUCGAAUUACCGCAAUAUUGGGCUGAUCACCCGUCGCUAUUCGUUGCUCCAGCGCUGGAAAAAGACCCGGAGAAAAGAGCGUUGCUGGUUUUGAAAUGGUUCCUUGGCUCGCUGAGAAACCAGCAGUAUGCAGGUCGAAAGGAAGAAGACGGAGUGAAAAAACCCUUGAAUGCAUUUCUCGGAGAAUUGUUCUUGGGUAGCUGGAAAGACGGAUCCGGCGAGACUAGACUUGUCUCCGAGCAAGUCAGCCAUCAUCCUCCGGUAACCGCGUGCUAUCUGUGGAACGACAAACACGGUAUUAGAGCAGAGGGUUUCACUCAGCAGGAGAUCACGUUCUCCGGCAGUGUGAGCAUCAAGCAAAAAGGAUAUGCAAUUCUGCACAUCGAUGAGUACCAGGAAGACUACUUGAUCCCUGUACCCAAUGUAAAAGUCAAAGGCAUAUUGAGUGGGACGCCGUACCCGGAAUUGGUUUCAGACUACAGUAUCAUAUCGUCUAAUGGCAUUGUAUCCGAAAUCAAGUUCGAAGGGAAGAGUUUGCUAGGAUUUGGUGGAGGCAGCAAGAAUAGCUUCGAAGCGAGGACCUACAGGACGGACGCACCGAAAGACGAUCUGUACACUGCGAAAGGAUCCUGGAAUGGCAAGUUCAGCAUCCAUGACGCAAGGUCGGGAAAUGAAAUAGAAGAGUUCGAUGUCAGCGCAAAGAAUUCGAUACCGAUCACAGUAGCGGACCGCUCCGAGCAAGAUCCCUGGGAAUCGCGAAGAGCUUGGGCCGGUGUGAUCGACGCACUUCAGAGGGGUGAUAUGAAAGGAACAACUGAUGCCAAAUCCAUCGUAGAAGAGGGUCAACGACAGAUGCGUCGGGACGAAGAUGCUGGUGACAAGCAAUGGCAAAGAGUGUUCUUCCGGAAACAAGACAAUGAUCCUAUAUUCGACAAACUAUCUGCGGCAGAUAAGGGCUCCUUUACUGUCGAUCCCGAGAGUGGAAUCUGGAAGAUCAAUAGCGAUGCUAUCGCAAAUAUCAAGAAACCAUACCACGGCGAUCUUCUUCCGACGGGUCAGGUUUUCAAAAAUGAAAGUAUUCAGACUAAGGAUGAGGUGAACGAUCCCGAAAGCGGAAGCGUACAGCAUACUCCAAAAACAGCACAACAAUUGCACAGUGAGCAGUCUGGUAUUUCUGGCACUUCGAUGGAGCCGACAGAAGGCAUGCAACAGAUGAACCUCGAGGACAGGGCAGGAUCUGCGCAGAAAGAAGCUAUGCCCAGUAGGGAAGCAAACAUAUCUCAACAAAAGGUUCAGGACAUGCAGGCCGAGGCAAUGCUUCGUGGGAAGUACCAGUCAGCCCCGCAUUAA